Molecule: messenger RNA, 669 nt
Organism: Darwinula stevensoni
Lineage: Eukaryota; Metazoa; Arthropoda; Ostracoda; Podocopida; Darwinulidae
Source: the annotation of a GenBank genome assembly
AUGCAACCGAGACCCUCUUUUCGAGCGGGGUAUAAGAACCCCGGUCGGAUCCGGGGAGAAACUCACAGUCGUCUUCGCCUUCUUCUGGGAUUCUUUGGGCAUUUUCUCCGCUCUCGACCGUUCCUCCGACAUGAAGGUGAGCGAAUCUCGAUCCUGCUCGUCUUGUGCGUCCUGGUGGCCGUCGGCGCUGCCGUCCCCCUGGCCAACAGCUACAAGGUCGCCUACGGCACCGACGGCGACGACUCCGACUCCGGCUCCGGCUCCGACGAAAAGGGCUACGGCAAGAAGGGAUACGGCGACGAUGACUCCAAGUACAAGUACGCCUACGAAAUCCGCGACGACAAGACCUACAACUACCAGGCCAAGAAGGAGAUGAAGGACGGAGACAAGCUGAUGGGAGAGUACCGAUACGUCGCUCCCGACGGUUACCUGUACGUCGUGUCCUACAAGGACGAAGGUUACGGGUUCCAGGCCGAGGUGAAACGGGAGAAGAACACGAUCUUCCCCGGUUGGACCCACGGAGCCGACAGCAGCGAGGAGAAAGGGUACAAGGCGCCGGCUUAUUCCAAGCCGCCGGCUUAUUCCAAGCAGCCGGCUUAUCCCAAGCCGUCUUACAGCCGUACUUACAUCGCUUACGGUGACGAUGGUGACGACGAUGCGAGCCGUUGA